Parnassius apollo (apollo) is the source of this 1194-nucleotide messenger RNA. The record is from the annotation of a GenBank genome assembly. NCBI's taxonomy places the organism in Eukaryota, Metazoa, Arthropoda, Insecta, Lepidoptera, Papilionidae.
UUGUGCUCAAAUAUAUUUGAUGUCGCCGAACUCGAACGGCUACGACGUGAGGCUGUUCCGUCAUUGGAUGAAAAUGCUACGGCUGAGGAUGCGGCGCCACAAAUUGCAGAGCAACCCGCAAACGUGGAUGCCGCCGUGAAUACCCCAGUUGUGGUUGAUUCAAACGAUGAUGGAACAGUCGCCCAGGAACUGGAAUUAGAGCAUAUGAGGAGUACAUUGGAAGAGGCGAUUGUGGAAACGCGUAGUACGCCUCUCGAAAAUCGACUGCGACUUCCCCGCAUAGUCCUAAGCAAGCGGAAUCGGGCUGUCGUGAGGGCUCUAAACCCAAUGCUGGUGACCUAUUUGGAAGCCAGCCGGGACCUUUGCGAGGCGAACUCAAUACUCUUUGGCGCAGCACUGGCAGUAUGCCGUAUUAUAGGCGCCAAACUUUCCUCGGCUGGAUGCGCUACUGGACAAAGUAGCGCUAUCCCAGCCUGGAGAAUAAGAGUUGAAGAACGUGUCGCAAAGGCUGGGGCCCUCAUCGGCAGACUGAUAUGCUUCAGGUCAGGCAACAACAGGCCAAGUAUUGUGCGCACCGUCAGGAUGGCAUUUGCUGGGACAAAUGUUUGUUUGUCCCAGCCGGAUAUAAUGCAAAAACUGACGGAGCGCAUAGACCACCUGAAGCGGAGAAUCGCUGCUUGGGGAAAGCGGAUUCGGCGAUAUACCGAGAGGUCGACACGGUUCAACCAGAAUCUUCUCUUCCAGAGUGAUCAGAAGAUGCUCUAUAAAUCAUUGGAGCGACCAAUGGUAAGUGGAACGGGCUCAGCACUGAAUCAGGCCGAAACUGUCACAUUCUGGCGCGAUCUGUGGUCAGAGCCCGUAAACCACAGCGAGGGCCCUUGGAUGAAAGUUGUGCCGGGUCAGUGUGCGAGUAUUACGCCCAUGGAUGCCGUCAUCAUAACGCCGGAUGACGUAGCUGAAACGGUCCGUAGAGCCCCGAACUGGAAAAGUCCGGGACUCGACGGGCUGCAUCACUACUGGCUUAAGGGGUUCAUGGUGUGUCACGCUGUGCUCUCACGUCAGUUUCAAGAGGCUCUCAAUCAGAAGUCGCUCCCUAGCCUCGUCACUACUGGGAUCACUCAUUUGGUUCCUAAAAACCAGGCUACCACAGACCCGAGCAAAUACCGCCCCAUCACGUGUCUACCGACCAUAUAA